AUCGCAAUGCUGGUAUCAAAGCCCCAGCCUACCACGACUCGGCAGACGUGCAUUGCCGCGCGCGCUCCCCGCGCCGUCGUUGCUCGCAAGUCGCGAACCAUAGUUGCAAGCCUGGGUUCCACCGCUAGCACUCCGGCGUCCGCGCCUUCGCCCGAUAUGGCGAGCCCAGCGAUGGUGCUGGACCGCCUGCGCGGAGCCCUCUGGGGUAUCUUCAUCGCGGACUCUCUGAGCAUGCCGGUUCACUGGUACUACAACCCAGGCGACAUCCGCCGCGACUUCGGAGUCAUUGAGACGUACCAGGCGCCCAAGGCGCGCCACCCCUCCUCCAUCAUGUCCGUCAGCAACACCGGCGGCCACGGCCGCGGCGGACAGAACGGCCGCAUCGUGGGCGACGUGAUCAACCACGGCAAGCACGACUUCUGGGGCAAGUCGGGUGUGCACUACCACCAGGGCAUGAAGGCUGGCGAGAACACGCUCAACGCCAUCUGCGCGCGAGUGGUGAUGCGCACCAUCACGCGCGACAAGGGGUACGACGACAAGAAGUGGCUGGAGGAGUACGUCAAGUUCAUGACCACACCCGGCUCCCACAACGACACCUACGCCGAGUCCUUCCACCGCGACUUCUUCAAGAACUGGGCUGCCGGCAUUCCCCCGGAGCGCUGCAGCGAGGGCACUGAGGGACACAACACGGCGCAGAUCGGCGGCUUCGUGAUGCUGCCCCCCGUGAUCCUGGCCAAGCUGGACGGCCCCGCCGCGGCCAAGGAGCGCAUGAUGCGCCACCUCACCACCACACACGAGUCCCGCAAGCUGGCGGGAUACGCCGAGCAAUACUCGGACCUCAUCUACUCGCUGGUCAGCGGCGCCGACCUGCGCACCGCCACACAGGCGCUCGCGACCCGCAUGCGUGUGGACCUGGCCCAGCUGGUGCCGUACGACGACAUCCGCAUCGUGCACUCCACCUUUGGCUCCGCCUGCUACAUCGAGGACUCCUUCCCCUCCUUGCUGUACCUGGCGUAUAAGUACGCAGACUCGUUCGAGAAGGCGGUGCUGGCCAACACCAACGUGGGCGGCGAGAACUGCCACCGCGGCGCGGCGCUGGGCGCGGUCAUGGGCGCGGCGGCGGGCGAGAGCCGCAUCCCGCGCCGCCUCAUCGAUGGUCUGCACGACAGCAAGGCCAUCAAGGCGGAGAUCGACGCCUACGUCACAGCGCUGCAUCCCGAGCUGCUGCAGCAGUGCGGCCAGCAGGCGGCGGCGGCAGCAGCAGCCGGCGCCGCCACCAGCGCGUAAGGCGGGUGGCGGCAGUGGUGGUGUGGAUGAAGGGAUGGAUGGAUGGAUGAAUGGAUGGAUGGCGGUAGUGGUGGUAGUGGUGGUGGUGGCGAGUGGUGGGUGGUGGGCGGUGGGUGGUUGAGUUGGGCGGGGAGGAAGGGGAUGUGAAGGAGUGCAUGCGGUAGGAUAGGAGCGGUGUUGCCAAGGCGGAAGUGAAGGUGGGGACUGAGGGGCGCCGUGCCUGGCGCCGUGCCUGGGCAGCAGAUGACAAGGGUGCGAGAUGGGACAGGGUCAGGGGCAGGUUGGAAACGGGUGGGACCGGGCAUGUGGGCUAGCUGUGAGCUGAGGCGCGUGGUCAGAGGGGUGAGCUCUUAUCGUGUGGAGGAGUGUGCAUGGGAGCGGAAGCGAGACAGGGCAGGAAGUUUCGCGCGGACUUGUAGAAAACUGCCAAAGCUUUUGCCGCGAUCCCAAGAGACGACACGAUUGCCGUUUUCGGCACACAAUUACUGCUAUGGAUGCGGAUGUUACAGAGGGGACAGUCCCAGCUCCC
Messenger RNA from Chlamydomonas reinhardtii, 1816 nucleotides. RefSeq lists its product as uncharacterized. Lineage: Eukaryota; Viridiplantae; Chlorophyta; Chlorophyceae; Chlamydomonadales; Chlamydomonadaceae. Bases 157 to 1287 code for a protein of 376 amino acids. The record is from RefSeq and is a predicted model, not a curated record. The transcript has 12 exons.